AUGGUUGAUUGUCACAGUCUGUAUGAGAUUUGUGCCAAAAUGUGUACUGCUUUGCAUAAUGAUGGUCACCCAUUUGGAGGUGUAAAUGCGAUAUUUGCUGGAGAUUUUGCACAACUACCACCUGCAGGAGCUGGAUAUCCAUUAUACUCACACAAAGUAGGCACAGUAUUGCAUACCACCUACAGUUAUUGUGAACAGGAGGCAUCAAUAGGUAAGGCUUUGUGGCAUCAGGUGACAACAGCAGUCAUUCUCAGACAAAAUAUGAGACAAAAUAAGCAAAGUCCUGAUGAUGCCAAGCUUAGAAAGGCACUGGAAAAUCUACAAUACAAAUCAUGUACAGAGUCUGUCACAAUGUGCUCUGCCACAGUCCCCUGGUCGGCCUAG
Molecule: messenger RNA, 384 nt
Organism: Postia placenta MAD-698-R-SB12
Lineage: Eukaryota; Fungi; Basidiomycota; Agaricomycetes; Polyporales; Adustoporiaceae
Exons: 1
Coding region: 1-384 (127 amino acids)
Biological process (GO): DNA repair; telomere maintenance
Molecular function (GO): DNA helicase activity
Source: RefSeq, a predicted model, not a curated record